This is a messenger RNA of Drepanopeziza brunnea f. sp. 'multigermtubi' MB_m1, 1989 nucleotides long. RefSeq lists its product as uncharacterized. Lineage: Eukaryota; Fungi; Ascomycota; Leotiomycetes; Helotiales; Drepanopezizaceae. The record is from RefSeq and is a predicted model, not a curated record. Gene Ontology annotation, cellular component: plasma membrane. Gene Ontology annotation, molecular function: siderophore-iron transmembrane transporter activity. Gene Ontology annotation, biological process: transmembrane transport.
AUGGAUACCUAUAACGAUCUGAAACUGGGGCGUGAUGGAGAUCUCCAGCUGGACACAUUUCGACGAGACAAGAACGAUCGCGAGGCUGCGGUGGCGUCGGUGGGCAGUGGCAGCACUGCUUCUGCCGGGUCAGGUCCCAACCUCGACGGCGCAGACGUCGAGGCAAACUCGAAAGCUGGCAGUGGUAGCAAUGACACCGAGGCCUCGUCGUCUUCAGAAAAUGCCCAGGCCGGCGUGAAGAAUAUCGAGGCGGUUGCGAUGACCUGGACCGCGUGGGGGCUCCUCAUAGCAUAUGCGAGUAUCUUCCUCAUGGCUUUCACCGUCUCCUUAGAGGGCCAGGUGGUCCAGUCGCUGUCCGUCUUUGCUACCAGCUCGUUCAAGUCGCACUCCUUGAUCUCGACUGUUUACGUGGUCCAGGGUGUGGUCAAUGCUGUGAUCAAAACCCCCAUGGCCAAGGUCGCAGAUGUAUUCGGCCGUCUCGAAGCCUUCUCAUUCAGCGUCUUCCUCUACGUAAUCGGAUAUAUCCAGAUGGCCGCCUCCAGCAACGUCGAAACCUACGCCGCUGCCCAAAUCUUCUACGCUGCAGGGAAUACGGGCCUGCAGAUCCUACAACAGAUCUUCAUCGCCGAUACCUCCGACCUCCUCAAUCGAGCUCUCUGGUCCAGCUUACCGGACAUGCCGUUUCUCGUCACCGUCUGGGUCGGAUCGAUCAUCGGCAACGAUGUUCUCGCGACCACCACUUGGAGAUGGGGAUACGGGAUGUGGUGUAUCAUCCUGCCUGUCAUGUUCUUGCCCCUGGCUCUCACGUUGUUUCUCAACAAUCGAAAGGCGAAAAGGCUCGGCCUGACUAGCGAGUCGCAGUUCAAGGGAAUGGGCGUUUCGCAGAUUUUGAAGCAUCUCUGGUUCGAACUUGACCUCGGAGGCAUCAUCCUGCUUAGUGCUGCAUUUGCGUUGAUCCUGAUCCCUCUAACUGUUGCCACAAAGGCGGCAGAUGGAUGGAGCAAUCCGAGUAUCAUUGCUAUGCUUGUCAUCGGGGCUGUCUGCUUCGCCGUCUUUCCCUGCUGGGAGAAUGUCAAGAAGCUGGCGCCGCGACCUUUGAUCCCGAUGCACCUGUUCAAGACCUGGACGUUCAGCGCCGGUUGUGGUGUGGGAUUCUUCUACUUCAUGGCAUUCUACCUAUCUGUCCAACCAUACUUCUACUCUUACCUCUUGGUCGUAGAGCACAAAUCAGUCACAGCCGCCGGCCACAUCACCCAGACAUUUUCCUUCACCUCAACAGUAGCCUCGAUCAUCAUCUCCUUCUUAAUCAAAUACACCAAAUACUACAAACCCUACGUCGUUGCAGGCAUCUGCAUGUACAUCACGGGCCUCGGCCUCAUGAUCAAGUACCGGGCCGAGCACGUUUCGACGGGCGCCCUCGUCGGCACGCAGAUCGCCAUCGGCAUCGGCGGUGGCAUGCUCAACGUCCCGGCCCAGCUCGGGGUCCAGGCGAGUACGGAUCACCAGCACGUCGCCGUCGCAACGGCCGUCUACCUCACCUGCGUCGAGCUCGGUGGAGCCGUCGGAUCUGCCAUCUCGGGCGCCGUCUGGGGCCACAACAUCCCGGCCAAGCUCCGCCAAUACCUCCCCGCGUCAGCCCAGGGUCAGGCGGCGGCCAUCUACGACCAGAUCACCGUCGCGCGCUCGUACGCCGUCGGUACCCCCGAGCGUGCGGCCAUCGACCGCGCGUACGACGAGACGAUGCACAUCCUGCUGGUCAUCGCUAUCUGUGCGGCGGUGCCGAUGCUCUUCCUGAGCUUGAUGAUGAGUAAUUACAAGCUGGACGAGCUGAAGCAGAAUGUCAAGGGAAGGGUUAUUGGCGGUGCUGUUCGGGAGAGGGAGGAAGUGGAAGGGGAGGGCGAGGGCGAGGGGGAGGGGGAGGUUGUGAGGCAUGAAGAGGGGGGUGAGAAGAUGGCUGCUGCUGGCUUGGGUGGUGGCUGCUUAAGUUGA